Messenger RNA from Penicillium canescens, 2160 nucleotides. Its product is annotated as Zn(II)2Cys6 transcription factor. The transcript is spliced from 8 exons. The record is from RefSeq and is a predicted model, not a curated record. Gene Ontology annotation, biological process: regulation of DNA-templated transcription. Gene Ontology annotation, cellular component: nucleus. NCBI's taxonomy places the organism in Eukaryota, Fungi, Ascomycota, Eurotiomycetes, Eurotiales, Aspergillaceae. The coding region runs from base 1 to 2160 and encodes 719 amino acids. Gene Ontology annotation, molecular function: transcription cis-regulatory region binding; DNA-binding transcription factor activity, RNA polymerase II-specific; zinc ion binding.
AUGUCCUUUAACGCCAAUUGGCAAGACAAUCCCAGUACAGAUGAUGAGCGCCCCGCUAAAGCCCGUCGGAUUGCUCGAGCUUGUCUACAAUGUCGCGCGCGAAAACAGCGAUGCUUGCCAUCAUCCGAAGAAGCCAGUCUGCAAUUACCAUGCAAGCGAUGUCAAAGGCUAAGUAUCACUUGUUCGUUUGAAACAGAUAGAGCUCCAACAUUGGACGUGGCUCAAAGUCCAUCAAGUCUAGUACAACUCGUAAUUGAACUGCAAAACAGACUCAACCAACAUGAAACACGAAUUUUGGAGCUUGAAAGCCAAAAGCGUCAAUCGGACGUAAACAGAAAGGAACCGCCCAGAUAUGUCCAACCUGAGCGUCAGCAAGCUUUCUCACCGAGCCAAAGCGACAUAUAUCAUUCUCCUGAGUCGAGCAUUGACGGGAUUCAUUUGGGUCCUCCUAUUGCAACACUCCGAUCGUUAAGAGUCCUUGCGGAAGAACAAGUCCAUGAUUCGACUCCAAGAGCACUGAAAUACAAGAGCAUAUACAAUCCUAUACACCAGGGGCUUCUCUCAGUCGAGAAUGUCCAGCGAGCAAUCGAAAUAUUCUUCCAGCAUUGCCAUGUCUCAGCGCCUGUACUAGAUGAAACCAUUCGUUAUUCAUGGCAGGAAUAUCUUGAAAGAAGCCCAACGCUUAUCCUAGCAAUAUGUUCAGUUGGUACUCGGUUCUGGGAUGCAGGUGAUCAAAGGCAAGUAACCAGAACGGGUAGACCCAGAAGCCUAGCUAAUGCUCAUAACAGUGGCAAUUCUAUUGGUGCUCACUCUCGAUUCCACGACCUUACAAAAUUACUUGACAAAGCGGUUUCCAGGCUCCUACUCCGUCCCACUCCGGCAGAUGUUACACUAGACUCCAUCUGUGUACUUCUUCUGUAUGCCCAGUGGAUGCCCUGCAGCAGAGAAGAUGAAGAUGAAAAUCCCGACCGUCACAGUACCCACGACACACGCAAAGCCAAAAGUCGAUACAACGAAAUCAGCGCCUGGGCUGUCCUAGGGUUAGCAGAACGAUAUUCUGUCCUCCUGGGUCUCGAGCAAUCAGCCACAUCAUUUUUCAAGGACCCCAACAAGAGUCCAUCCGCAGAGGAUGCUAACAGACUACGAGUGUGGUACAACUUGCUUACAUGCAACUUUAAUCUCAUGCUAACAUCCGGUCUACCUGUAUCGAUUGAUCCUACUCCGUCGGUCCAAGUAGCGCGGAACUUUGUCUCGAGCGAGUUGAUGCAGUCCCCUGCUGACCUUCGAGUGAGGGGUCUUGUGGAGCUUGUCGGAAUUGUUCACCUUGCCAUGUCUAGUUGUGGGGAUAUAUCUGGCCGUCAAUUGCAACCGAGUUGCUUGGAAAGGUUGAAUAUUGAUUUGGAUGAUUGGGAGAGAUCUUGGUUUGCCCAUUUAGAGAAAACGGAUUCCCACUAUAACCAUUUGCCAUUCACCUCGGCCCGGUGGUAUCGACUCUCCCUAAACUGUGCAUCUCUCGCACCAAUACUUUCCUCGCCGCGUGUACACCGACCGCUGACAGAUUCAAUUCAACCACAUAUUCGACAAGCGCUGCCAGUUAGCUUGACCGCAGCAGCACAGAUUAUACUUUCACAAUCGAGCUACAAAGCUGAUAUAGUCUUCUCGCUGGAUUCGAAGAACCCGUCUAGCUUUCCCGACGGGGCAUACCAUGCAGAUCGUGGAUCCGUCAGUCGACUAUACUAUGCGGUGGACUCAACCUGGAUCUCGCAUACGUUUGCUAUCACGUUUCUAUCUCUUUGUUAUAUUCGAGGACUCAUUGAUGAAAAUCUACAAAUUCGCAGCCAAACUUCCAGUCAGGUGAAAGGGAAUGUAUUUACACGUCUCCCCUCAUCUUCCCCGUCAGUCCUCGCUCGACUCCUUCGUCUCGCACUAGAAAUUUUCGACAGCGUGUGUCCAGCAACGACAUUCCAUUUUGCGCAAGACUUCCAAUCCAUCGUUCACUAUGCAGUUUCUUUGGUACUAGUCUCCGAAAAAAACAUGAAAGAUAUCGAGAGAGAAGAGAUCGAUGAUAUGGCGAUUCAGUCUCUACUAGAUUUAAUGAAUAAUUCUGGUGUUGACUGGGCUGGAAAUCUUUUGGGGAAUCGUUGGACUUCCCGGAUUUGA